AUGUCCGGCAGCAUCAUCAUCAUUGGAGCCGGAUUCGCAGGUGUCUGGAGCGCCCUGUCUGCCAGACGCCUCAUCAAAAUCCACGGACAGAGCGAAGCCUUCAAAGUUACUGUUAUAGCUCCGCAGUCAUGCCUUAUCAUGCGGCCACGACUGUACGAAGCAAAUCCGUCUAACAUGAGUCAAGAACUCGGACCACUAUUUGAGGCAUCCGAGGCAGCGGGCGUGCUUGGUCCAGAGCUGGGACCUGGUCCUCGACCGGUGAUCACUCAAGCGUUGGAUGAGCUUGGAAUCGAACUUAGACUCGGCUCGCCUAUUACAGCAGUCGAAUCAGAGGGUGUUCAACUCGCAUCUGGAGAGAUAAUCGAGACUAUGACGACCAUUUGGACCGCGGGAGUGAGAGCAACACCGUUGACGCAGAAAAUCCCCGGACCCAAGGAUAAGCUAUCACGCCUCCACGUCGACCGCUACCUGCGCGCCGUGUCAUCAGAGCGCGUCUUUGCCACUGGUGAUGCUGCUUACGCCGCCUCUGACAGCAAUGGGCAUUACGCGCUGAUGUCCUGCCAGCACGCCCUUCAGCUUGGUCGUGUCUCGGGAUACAACGCUGCUGCAGACCUCUUGGGAGUUCCCCUUUUCGAGUAUAAACAGGAAUCGUACAAUUGUUGUCUUGAUCUUGGAGCAUGGGGGGCUGUGGUUACGAGUGGUUGGGAUAGGAAGUGUUGGUAUCACAGGCGUGAUACAUUUCCUCAUGAGGGUGUAUCUUCGGCAACAAUCACGUCGAUGUCCGUGAUAAUUGCUGUUGUUGUUCUUCCUAUUUACAUUGUGGGCAGGGGUCGGUCGAAGUAGGUGGUGACGGCCUGGGUGGUUGCCCCACCUUAACCGGCCGUGAUGACUAAGCCGGUUGUCCCACUUCGCCCAGGGCAGGCGCCAGCCAGCCCACGAUACCUGCCCAUUGCUCCUUAUCAGCCUUGCCGUUCCGACAGGAAGAUACGCUUCUCGGGGGAGUCGGCAAAACAGGCCAAGAUGUUCCCUAACCAGAGGUUGAUAUACACGCCCGACGACUGUCAACAAGCACUAGAAGCGGCUAACCCCGUUGGGCCUGACUCUGACGAAUUGUUCAAGCAAAUCAUGGAUGCCGCUCCACAGCAGUUGCGCUAGUGGGCCUAUUAUUUAUGUAAACCUUAGUUCUCUAACCUGAAGGACGG
Molecule: messenger RNA, 1202 nt
Organism: Colletotrichum phormii
Lineage: Eukaryota; Fungi; Ascomycota; Sordariomycetes; Glomerellales; Glomerellaceae
Exons: 2
Coding region: 1-843 (280 amino acids)
Molecular function (GO): NADH dehydrogenase activity
Source: RefSeq, a predicted model, not a curated record